This is a messenger RNA of Physcomitrium patens, 1862 nucleotides long. The record is from RefSeq and is a predicted model, not a curated record. NCBI's taxonomy places the organism in Eukaryota, Viridiplantae, Streptophyta, Bryopsida, Funariales, Funariaceae.
GAGACUACAACAACAACGUCUCUCGCUGUGUUCGGGAGCAACAUCGUCAGCUAUGGCCGCUACUGCUUUCACUGCGGCCCGUGUGCCUACCGCGGCCUCUCUCCAGGACCUUCAAGAUUGUGGGUCAACGUUUUAAGCUGGAUUAGCCAAAUUGCUGCAGUUUGCUGGCGCUGUCUAAGUGGGUUUUGAGCUUCACGAAGAGCCUGGGAGAUCUGGAAACCACGUGUUAUUGCAAGUCAUGGAUGGUUGCUUCAGGAAAUGCUUCUCCUGAGCCAUCUCCAUGCAUUUGUGCAGAUUGCGGGAUCCAAUGGACUCGCGGAAUUCUCCGGGAUGAAGAGCGUUAAUUGUGUUACCUUCGAAAAACGCUCCGAUGAUCUCUCUACUAUCGUCGCUGCUCAGACCGUUGUGGCCGCCAGCUCCGGAGCCAGCAGGGCCGUCACCGAGGCCAAGAUCAAGGUUGCCAUCAACGGAUUCGGACGUAUCGGACGCAACUUCAUCCGCUGCUGGCACGGCAGGAAGGACUCUCCCCUCGACGUCGUCGUGAUCAACGACACGGGAGGUGUGAAGCAGGCGUCUCAUCUGUUGAAGUAUGACUCCAUGCUCGGCACCUUCAACGCAGACGUUAAGGUUGAGGGCAACGAUGCCAUCAGCGUGGACGGAAAGGUGAUCAAGGUGGUGUCCGACAGGAACCCUCUGAACCUGCCAUGGGGCGAGAUGGGCAUCGACCUGGUGAUCGAGGGAACCGGAGUGUUCGUGGACGAGGCGGGCGCCGGCAAGCACAUCCAGGCGGGAGCGAAGAAGGUGUUGAUUACGGCGCCCGGAAAGGGUGCGAUCCCGACGUACGUGGUGGGCGUGAACGAGCAGGACUACAAGCACUCGGACGCGAUCAUCAGCAACGCAUCGUGCACGACGAACUGCCUGGCGCCGUUCGUGAAGGUGUUGGACGAGAAGUUCGGGAUCAUCAAGGGCACAAUGACGACGACCCACUCGUACACGGGUGACCAGAGGCUGUUGGAUGCGUCGCACCGUGACUUGAGGAGAGCGCGUGCCGCAGCUCUGAACAUCGUGCCGACGUCGACGGGAGCCGCGAAGGCGGUGGCGCUGGUGCUGCCGAACUUGAAGGGGAAGAUCAACGGAAUCGCGCUGCGAGUGCCGACGCCGAACGUGUCGGUGGUGGACUUGGUGGUGCAGGUGGAGAAGAAGACGUUUGCGGAAGAGGUGAACCAGGCAUUCAGGGAUGCGUGCGAGACGGAGCAGCUGAAGGGAGUGUUGGCGGUGUGCGACGAGCCGUUGGUGUCGGUGGACUUCAGGUGCACGGACGUGUCGUCGACGGUGGACUCAUCGCUGACGAUGGUGAUGGGAGACGACAUGGUGAAGGUGGUGGCAUGGUACGACAACGAGUGGGGAUACUCGCAGAGGGUGGUGGACUUGGCGAACCUGGUUGCGGAGAAGUGGCAGUAGAAGGAUGGCGUGGAGAUGGAAGCGAUCCGAUGCGGUCCCAGUGGCGGUGGCGGUGGCGAUGGGUGUGCCGGAGCUGCGAACAGUUGGCAGCAGGCGCGGUGAGUGAGGCACCGCGGGUGUGCGGGAAAGGAGUGAGGUCGCAGUGGGAUUGUGGGGGAUGGAUCGAGCCUUGGGGGAUUGUUGUGAGAGUAGUAGAUGUUCAUCGCCAAGGUGGCGGUGAGACUCAGGAGUUCCCCGAAGGUGGCAUUGCUAAUGUACUCAUUCGUCGAGCCUCAUUCUUUCACAGCCGAGCAGCGGGAGUCAGUGGCUUGUUGGAAUUUAUUUUGUCAGAAACUGAAUACCCGAAUGUAUUGUACGCUAUGAAGCAUUAGGAAUCCAAUGCACGUCGUUGCUUCUCUAUA